AUGGGGCUACGUUCAGUUUUCUCGGCAAACGUCAUAAUUCAAGAAGUGGCCUCACCUUCACUAAGGGAACUAGAAACCGAAAUUGGGAAUGUACCAGCAGUAACAAGCAAUAUUGAUAAACUGCUUCUUCAUAGGGGACACAUUUUUGAAGAGCUCGUUGAAACUAUUAAAACUCAUCGUGAAAUGGACUUCAAUAAUAUGACAAUUGAAGUCAUACUACCAAAUGGAAGACCUGAAGCCGCUGAGGAUUUCGGCGGUGUCUUCAGAGACUCUCUUUCAGAAUUCUGGUCCAGUUUUUAUGAGAAAUGUACUGAAGGAACUGAUUAUAAAGUACCAAUCAUCCGACAUGAUUUUGGAGAGCAAGAAUGGAAAGCUAUAGCAACAAUUUUAAAAAUUGGUUUUUUAAAAGAAAAAUAUUUUCCUAUCAAACUUGCACCGACUUUUAUGUCUGAGUGUUUAGGAGAAACUUAUUUAGACGAAGAUAUUUUAAAUGACUUUCUGAAAUACUUAAAUCAAUUAGACAAAGAUAUGGUUACAUCUGCAUUGAAUAAUUUUGAGGAAGUUGAUAACGAUGAUCUAAUUACAUUAUGUGAUACUUUUAAGUCAAAAUGGAUACCGUCAAAAGAUAACUUCAGAAUGCUAAUACAAAGUAUUGCACAACAAGAGAUUAUUCAAAAACCGGCAUUUGUAUCCCAGUGUUUCAAAACUGAAUUGAUAGAAAUCUCAUCUCAGAUAAUAAACCUAAAAGAAAUUUAUAUAAAAUUGGAGCCAUCAGCUAAAAAUGUUAUCGCGGCACUGGAACUCUGUGAUAAUACGGAAAGCGCUUCAUGCAACACAGAAAACACAAAAAAAAUAUAUGGAUUUCUAGUUAAAUAUAUAAAAGAAUCUGAUGAAAAAAUCAGAAGUUCGUUUCUAAGAUUUUGCACUGGAUCAAAUCUGAUCACCAACAAAAUAAAGGUCGAAUUUAUUGAGAGUGAUGGAUUUGCUAGGGCUCCAAUUGGACACACUUGUACAAACCUUCUACAGCUGCCGAAUUCUUACGAAAACUAUGUGGUGUUCAGAAAAAACAAUCCAGCGCCCCCCAAAUGGCUGGAUUACUUCGAAGACAAGAAACACCGCAAUGUUAUGGAGCAAGUGCUUGGACUGAAACGGGACAACUUGGGGAGCUUCAAAUUCCAACAAAAUCAAAUGAGACGCCUUGAAGCAGCCAUGAAAAAGUAUAUCGACGCAAUCACUGCAACAUUGGAUCCUGCCGUACCAGAGUCGGAAACCUUUGGACAGGCCAAUGCAGGUAUUGCAACGCCAGCAUCAAUACCAUCAACAGAAACAGCAAAAAUUUCGGAGCAAUUAUCAACAUCCAGUGUACCUCAUCAUCAACCAGCGAGGAAAACUGGUCAGAAAAAAAAACAAUCCAGCGCCCCCCAAAUGGCUGGAUUACUUCGAAGACAAGAAACACCGGAAUGUUAUGGAGCAAGUGCUUGGACUGAAACGGGACAUCCUGGGGAGCUUCAAAUUCCAUCAAAAUCAAAUGAGACGCCAUGA
Messenger RNA from Ceutorhynchus assimilis (cabbage seed weevil), 1542 nucleotides. The record is from the annotation of a GenBank genome assembly. Lineage: Eukaryota; Metazoa; Arthropoda; Insecta; Coleoptera; Curculionidae.